CAGGCAGCUCUUGUGUCCUGCGUACUCAUCUAUCAAUUUAUGUUUGUGUCAGCUAUGUGUGUGUUGCCAUAUUUCUCACUAUUGGUAACUGGGUUGUUCGCAGUCAAGACUGUGGGUGUUGUAACAAUAACAUGUUAUAACGAUAGUCCAAUGGUCUUAGAUUGCUCUGAUAAAAUAAUCCAUAUCAAUACUGCCAACUAUGGACGUACUGAUGGUGCUAGUACCUGUCCCCAUACACAUGUCAGUGAUACCGAUUGCCAUUCACCAACCAGUCUAUCCGUAGUACAAACCUACUGUGAGGGUCGUAGUUUUUGUUCCGUGCCACUCGAAGGUGCGACGUUUGGUCCCGAUCCUUGCCAUGGAACAUAUAAGUAUCUUGAAGUGGAUUAUGAAUGUGUGACACCAAUACCUGACGUCGUUGAAGUUGGUUGCUUCAACACCAAUACAGACGAUGAUCCCAUUGAGUCUUUGGAAUGCCGAGAUGACCACUUAGUAUCCCACCAUCUGGAGCGUGAGAAUCAUGUAGAGAAGUGUGCCCAGGCAGCUGCAGCUAGAGGGUGGACAACUUUCUCAUUGUUAGAUGGAGGUGCUUGUCACUCAGAUGCCGAUGCAUGUCAGAAUCAGGACAACUUUGGAGAGACGACCGACUGUGGUGAGACUGGGACAUCAACGAAACACGUGGUAUAUGAAAUUAUCCAAAGAGAGAUAGUUUGUCAGGACGAAGUACUUCAUCUCGAGUGCGAUUGUGGAUUCAUUCAUAUAGUGAGUGCUAACUUUGGGCGUAGUGAUCCAUACACAUGUGGAGGUCCUGUUUUGACAACUGACUGCUCGUCCGCUAGCAGUUUCAGUAUCGUGCACGAGGCAUGCGAAAGAAAAACGUCAUGUGACAUCCAUGCGAUUCACACUCUGUUUGGCGACCCAUGUGUAGGCACCUUCAAGUACUUGGAUGUAGAAUACUAUUGUAAUCAGAUUCCUGGGGAACUUGAACAACCUUCAUCGGCAAUAACGUGUUAUUAUGAUAGUCCAAUGGAGUUGAGUUGCAUUGAUCUGUCCAUUCAUAUUUUGUCGGCCAACUAUGGGCGUACUGAUGGAGCUAGUACCUGUCCCCAUACACAUGUCAGUGAUACCGAUUGCCAUUCACCAACCAGUCUAUCCGUAGUACAAAACUACUGUGAAGGUCGUAGUUUUUGUUCCGUGCCACUCCAGGGUGCGACGUUUGGUCCCGAUCCUUGCUAUGGAAUAUAUAAGUACCUUGAAGUGGAUUAUGAAUGUGUUGCCGCUGUUCUCCCUUUCACUGUUAUUACCUGUUACAAUGACAGUCCAAUGCAAUUGGAUUGCUUUGAUAAAUCAAUCCAUAUUGUAUCUGCAAACUAUGGACGUACUGAUGGAGCUAGUACCUGCCCACAUGCGGCUGUUAGUGAUACAGAUUGUCAUUCACCAACUAGUUUGUCUGUAGUACAAUCAGCCUGUGAAGGCAACAACGCAUGCUCUAUAACACUUACCGGUACUACAUUUGGACCUGACCCAUGCGUUGGUACUUACAAAUAUCUUGAAGUGGAAGUAGAGUGCGUAUAA
Saccoglossus kowalevskii is the source of this 1575-nucleotide messenger RNA. RefSeq names its product L-rhamnose-binding lectin CSL3-like. The record is from RefSeq and is a predicted model, not a curated record. Gene Ontology annotation, molecular function: carbohydrate binding. NCBI's taxonomy places the organism in Eukaryota, Metazoa, Hemichordata, Enteropneusta, Harrimaniidae.